AUGGGUCCUCACCUAAAGAUUGCGAAGAUUGCUCUUCUUGAUGAUGUUGCUGUUAUCCACCUAUCAGAAAAGGGAGAGAGGAUUGUUGAGAAUGAGAAAUGGAAGAAGAAUGAUAAUGAUGUCGACGUCAACGAGAGUGAGAGGAGGGAGAGGGGGAGAGAGAAUGAGAAUGAUGUCGACGUCGACGUCGACGAGAGUGAGAGGAGGGAGAGAAAGAGAGAUAAUAAUAAUGGUGUCGAGAAUGAGAAUGAUGUCGACGUCGACGUCGACGAGAGUGAAAGGAGGGAGAGGGGAGAGAGAACGAGAAUGAUGUUGACGUCGACAUCGACGAGAGUGAGAGGAGGGAGAGGAGGAGAGAGAAUGAGAAUGAUGUUGACGUCAACGUCGAUGGGAGUGAGAGGAAGGAGAUUGAUGAUAUUGCUGAGAGCGAUCUUGAGAAGGAGAACGAGGAUGUGA
Rhizophagus irregularis DAOM 181602=DAOM 197198 is the source of this 456-nucleotide messenger RNA. RefSeq lists its product as uncharacterized. The record is from RefSeq and is a predicted model, not a curated record. NCBI's taxonomy places the organism in Eukaryota, Fungi, Glomeromycota, Glomeromycetes, Glomerales, Glomeraceae.